AUUCCAUCUUGCAUGUCUGUUCUGCAGAACGGUAGGCAGUUGUUUUCUGUCGGGCUUCUCUUACACCGAAGUGCGUGCCUCCAACUCAUGGAAGACUUGAUGGACAUAGACAUGAGCCCUCUUAGGCCUCUGAACUACCUUUUCGGUUGUGAACUAAAGGCUGACAAAGACUGUCCCUUUAAAGUGGAUAAUGAUGAAAAUGAGCACCAGUUAUCAUUAAGAAUGGUCAGUUUAGGAGCAGGGGCAAAAGAUGAGUUAUACACAGUAGAGGCAGAAGCAAUGAACUAUGAAGGCAGCCCAAUUAAAGUGACACUGGCAACUUUGAAAAUGUCUGUACAACUAACAGUUUCCCUUGGGGGCUUCGAAAUUACACUACCUUUGCUCUUAAGGUUGAAGUGUGGUUCAGGGCCUGUGCACAUUAGUGGACAGCACCUAGUAGCUGGAGAGGAAGAUGCAGAGUUAGAUGAAUAUGAGGAAGAUGUAAAACUGUUAGGCAUGUCUGGAAAGAGAUCUGCUCCUGGAGGUGAUAACAAGGUCCCACAGAGAAAAGUAAAACUUGAUGAAGAUGAUGAUGAGGAUGAUGAAGAUGAUGAGGACAAUGAAGAAGAUGAUGAUUUUGAUGAAGAGGAAACUGAAGAAAAGGUUACAGUGAAGAAAUCUGUACAAGAUACCCCAGACAAAAAUGCACAAAACUCAAACCAAAAUGGAAAAGACUUAAAACCAUCAAUACCAAGAUCAAAGGGUCAACAGUCCUUCAAAAAACAGGAAAAAACUCCCAAAACACCAAAAGGACCUAGGUCUGUAGAAGACAUUAGGGCAAAAGUGCAAGCAAGUAUACAAAAAAGGGGUUCUCUUCCCAAAGUAGAAGCCAAGUUCAUUAAUUAUGUGAAGAAUUACUUCCGGGUGACUGACCAGGAGGCUAUUCAAGACCAGUGGAGAAAGUCUCUUUAA
Messenger RNA from Rattus rattus (black rat), 951 nucleotides. RefSeq names its product nucleophosmin-like. Gene Ontology annotation, molecular function: chromatin binding; RNA binding; histone binding. Gene Ontology annotation, biological process: positive regulation of transcription by RNA polymerase II; ribosomal large subunit biogenesis; ribosomal small subunit biogenesis. The record is from RefSeq and is a predicted model, not a curated record. NCBI's taxonomy places the organism in Eukaryota, Metazoa, Chordata, Mammalia, Rodentia, Muridae. The transcript has a single exon. Bases 13 to 951 code for a protein of 312 amino acids. Gene Ontology annotation, cellular component: centrosome; nucleolus; cytoplasm.